CUGAUGAAGUUCAACACCAAAGGGACCAGCAACGUGUCUGUGUUUGACAGGGUCGAAAUCACCACCAAUUAGUUUCUCUUUCUAGAAAAAAAAAAAAAAAUGGUUGAUAACAAACCCUCCAAUUACUCAGACAGAAUAGAGUGCCUAAUCAAGAACAAUUUUGCCUCGGAAGAAGACUAUAAUCAAGAUCAAGGAGGAGUGAUCAAAGAGCAAGACCGGCUGCUGCCGAUAGCAAACGUCGGGAGGAUCAUGAAGCAAAUCCUCCCGGCAAACGCGAAGGUGUCGAAAGAAGCCAAAGAGACCAUGCAGGAAUGCGUGUCGGAGUUCAUCAGCUUCGUCACCGGGGAAGCGUCCGACAGGUGUCACAAGGAGAAGCGGAAGACGGUGAACGGCGACGACAUCUGCUGGGCCCUGGGGAGCCUGGGGUUCGAUGAUUAUGCCAAGCCAUUGAAAAGGUACUUGAUUAGGUUUAGGGAGUUAGAAGGGGAGAGAUCAUCUGCUAAUAAUCAUCAAAAUAAUAAGGGUAGUAGUAACCAUGAAGAAGAAGAUCACCAGAAGGAUGAAGAACCAAAUUAUAGGGGUGAGACUGUCAGAAAUAGUACUGCGACGACUCCAUUCAAGUUCAGUUUUAUGGAGGAAAGUGGGACUACUCUCCCCCCAAGGAGAUUUUAGGGUUUCUGGGAGAACGAUGUUUUUAGGGCUUGUAUGAUGUUGAGAAUACUUGGGCUUUUCGUUCUUUGAUUGACUGUUUUUAAUAGCUUCUGGGAUUUUUGUUAAUUAAACUUCAAAUUAAGCUGAUGCUUGUAAGUUGUAUCUACUAAUAAAUCAUUAAGGUUUGUAAAAUUUGAGGUAGUUUUUGUAUGAUAAAAAUCACGAACGAAUUACUUUCAUCUGUGUUUGGCAAUAAAAAUGUUGAAUUUAGGGUUUCGUCGA
Rhododendron vialii is the source of this 933-nucleotide messenger RNA. Its product is annotated as nuclear transcription factor Y subunit B-5-like. NCBI's taxonomy places the organism in Eukaryota, Viridiplantae, Streptophyta, Magnoliopsida, Ericales, Ericaceae. The transcript has a single exon. Gene Ontology annotation, biological process: regulation of transcription by RNA polymerase II. The record is from RefSeq and is a predicted model, not a curated record. Gene Ontology annotation, cellular component: nucleus; CCAAT-binding factor complex. Gene Ontology annotation, molecular function: protein heterodimerization activity; RNA polymerase II cis-regulatory region sequence-specific DNA binding; DNA-binding transcription activator activity, RNA polymerase II-specific. Bases 100 to 672 code for a protein of 190 amino acids.